AGCAAAUAGGCAGCUAUCUUUAUAUUCUCAUACCAGCGUGGCAGUAUUUAAGUCGUCUGCGUUCCACUCUUCCUUCAUCGUGAUGGCUGGCAGAAUUCCCGAGUCGACACGAGCAUUGGUCGUUAAGAAAUGCUCCGCGGAAGCAAAGCAUGUCUACCAUGAUGCUGUCCUGGAGACACGUCCGUUGCAGCAACUAAAACAAGGAGAAGUUCUUGUGAAAAUGGGUGCCGUGUCGUUCAAUCAUCGAGAUCUUUGGAUACGACUUGGUCAAUACCCGGGAAUAACGUUUGGGAGCACUUUUGGCGCUGAUGGAGCAGGCACGGUAGUUGCGUCUGCGGAUGCAAAUGAUGCACUCUUGAACAAGCGCGUCUUCCUGACACCAAUGCGUGGUUGGGAAAACACACCAGAUGCACCGGAAACAGGGAGCGGUCUCGGAAUCCUUGGAGGUGGACGCAACCCGCCAUUAGGAACGUUUGCCGACUAUGUUAUAGUGGAGAGAAACCAGGUUAUUUGUUCACCAGAUCAUCUUGAUGAUGUUCAAGUCUCCGCUUGGCCUCUUGGUGGCCUAACUGCUUGGAGAGCAGCGAUCGUCAACGCUGGAGCUUCGAAAGGCCAAAAUAUCCUUAUUACUGGAAUUGGUGGAGGAGUGGCACUUCUUGCCAUGCAGUUAUGUCUAGCCAAAGGUGCUAACGUCUAUGUUACGAGCAGUAGCGAGGAGAAAAUCCGGAAAGCGACUGCCCUUGGAGCCAAGGGCGGAGUGAACUAUAAAUUGAAGGAUUGGCCAUCGCAACUUGCUGCCCUUCUGGCAAAACACAGCGGAAAGUCGGCGAAGAUUGAUGCAGUGCUUGACUCUGGCGGUGGGGACAUUAUGACACGAGUGAACAGUAUCUUAAAACAGGGUGGAAAAGUCGUGGUCUAUGGGAUGACCGCAAAUCCUCAAGUCAAGUUCACGAUGCGAGAAGUGAUCAAGAACCAGCGGCUCAUCGGUUCGACGAUGGGCUCCCACAAGGAUCUCACCGAUGCAACCAAGUUUAUCUCGGAACACCGCGUUGUACCAGUGGUGUCUCAAGUCCUUGAGGGACUUGAAGCCGCAGAAGAGGGCUUCGAGCUCAUUAAGCGCGGGGAUCAGUUUGGAAAAAUUGUCAUUCGGAUCAAUGACAAGGUCAAUGCCAAGCUGUGAUCAUGUUUAUCGGAUUUCCCAACUACAAGUGUACACUACCUUAUUAUGACGACUCUGCGCCUCAACAUUGUUCCUAUGACAUGUGGGAAGUUCAACAUAGACUUAUUGAACUCGCACUUUUGUUUUUGUCUUUUGUUCGUAUAUCUUCCUGUGGGCCCAAGGAAGUAACUUUUUGACCAGCUUCAUUCCUUUCCUGUUGUACGUGCAUGAGUUCUGUAUCCCGAUGGUGGGUGAUUUGAGCAGUACUAUGUAUACUGUGUCCAUUGUACAAGUCUGUCCACCAUACUAAGUAGUACAAUGACAACCUAACCUAAUGUGGUUGUGGAUCGAGGAUCUCUUCGGAAGUUAC
Messenger RNA from Suillus paluster, 1529 nucleotides. RefSeq lists its product as uncharacterized. The transcript has 8 exons. The record is from RefSeq and is a predicted model, not a curated record. Gene Ontology annotation, molecular function: oxidoreductase activity. Bases 83 to 1180 code for a protein of 365 amino acids. NCBI's taxonomy places the organism in Eukaryota, Fungi, Basidiomycota, Agaricomycetes, Boletales, Suillaceae.